Messenger RNA from Hirsutella rhossiliensis, 4218 nucleotides. Its product is annotated as ABC transporter domain-containing protein. Bases 1 to 4218 code for a protein of 1405 amino acids. Gene Ontology annotation, cellular component: membrane. Lineage: Eukaryota; Fungi; Ascomycota; Sordariomycetes; Hypocreales; Ophiocordycipitaceae. Gene Ontology annotation, biological process: transmembrane transport. The record is from RefSeq and is a predicted model, not a curated record. Gene Ontology annotation, molecular function: ATP hydrolysis activity; ABC-type transporter activity; ATP binding. The transcript is spliced from 4 exons.
AUGGAGAACGCGACUGUUUGUGACGAUGGGAGCUUCGGCCCGGCCAUCAACGGCGGCUGCCGAGGCAACUUUGACUUCACCCUGCUGUUUGAGCAGAGCUUCCUCUCGAUAACGCCAUCCUCCCUCUUUCUUCUGCUAUCGGCUGCGCGCCUCAGUCUUCUGCUGUCCAGGAGAAGAAGACAGGUCUCGGGGACUCGGUUCCAGCUCGCAAAGCUGGCCGCCGUUGCUUGCUACGGCGCUGUCCAGGCAGCCCUCUUGGUCCUCUGGGCCCGAACCGGAGUCUAUGGCACCCGCACGAGCCUCGCCGCUGCCGUGCUGUCUUUUGUUGAUGUCUUCGCCCUCGCCACUCUCUCCUGGGUUGAACAUGGCUACUCGCCACGCCCCUCGGCUCUCAUCAACAUCUACCUCUUGCUUUCCGUCCUGUUUGAUGCCGUGCAAGCCCGCACCCUGUGGCUCAAGAACUCGGGUACCGCCCUCCCCGUUCUCUUCACAACGUCGCUCGCCGUAAAGAUAGGCCUUCUUGUCCUCGAGAGCCUUGAAAAGGACAGGUUCUUGUCUCCUCUAUGGCGUCAUCGGAGUCCGGAGGACAAGAGCGGAGUCUUCAGCCGGGGCUUUCUCCUGUGGCUCCGUCGUAUCCUAGUGCAGGGCCGCAAACGCAUCCUUUACCCCCAGGAUCUCUAUGCUCUCGCUUCCGGCCUCGAGACUCGACGUCUAUCUGGCGUCUUCUGGACGGCUUGGUCCGCGAGGUCUGCCGGCGCCUCGUCGCGAAGCAUUGCCCUGGCCCUCGUGCAGACUCUCAAGUGGUCCCUUUUGGCCCCCGUGGCACCGCGUCUUGCCCAAGGGGCCUUCACCAUCUGCCAGCCUCUCCUGUUGCGCGAGUUUCUCCGCUAUCUUCAAGGCGAGGACAGUUUUGCCGGCAGCACCGGCUAUGGCUUCAUCGGCGCAUACGGCCUGGUCUACUGCGGCCUGGCCAUCUCGACCUGUGUCUACUGGCGCUUGACCUACAAGUGUCUCGUCAAGAUGCGCGGCUGUCUUGUGGCAGCCAUCUACAGAAAGACGACGGAUGUUGACCCUGCCCGCUACGACAUGACGGCGCCCGUUGCUCUCAUGAGCACCGACAUGGAGCGCAUUCUCCAAGGCUGCAAAGACUUCCACGAGAUCUGGGCAAACGCCCUGCAGGUGGCCAUCUCCGUCUGGCUGCUCUACAGAGACCUGGGCAUCGCUUGCGUGGCGCCCGCUGUUGUGGCCGUUCUCGCCAGCUUCGGCUCAUUAUUGAUGAGCUCCUACGCUGACAAUGCCCAGAGGAAAUGGAUGGAAGCGACCCAGGCGCGAGUUGGUGCAACGGUCAAGGCGAUAGCCGCCAUCAAAAUCGCGAGGCUCCUUGGGCUCUCCGGCAGCAUAGACGCGAUGCUCAGGGGGUUGAGAGCAGCCGAGCUCCACGCCGCCAGAUACUUCCGAUACAUCGAGGUGCUCACUGCGACUCUCUCGUUUGCACCGCUUCUGUUGUCCCCGGUGUUUACCUUCAUGAUCUUUGUGAUACAAGGGCGAGGCAACGGGGCGAAUCUGGACACAACUAAGAUAUUUACGUCGCUUUCUCUGCUUCAGCUCAUGACUCAACCGCUCGUCUGGCUUUUCCAAGCCAUACCGCUCUUCGUCGCCUCUCUGGGGUGCCUUGGCCGCAUUGGCAAGUACCUCGAUGCUCAGCCCAAGACGGAAAAUCGCAUAUUGGGACUUGACGGAUACGGCGAUGCCAUCGCAAUUCGCAACGGAGAGUUUGGUUGGACAAGCGCCAGCCCCGUGCUGCGGGAUGUCAACGUUGAUAUUCCUGCCUCGAGACUGACCAUGGUUGUCGGACCAGUGGCCAGCGGCAAGAGCUCUUUCAGCAAGGCCAUCAUUGGUGAACUCCCAUUCUGUAAGGGUCAGGUCCGACUCAGGGUUCCGCGCCCUGAGAUAGCGUACUGCGACCAGAACCCGUUUCUCGUGAACGGAACGCUACAACAAAACAUAGUCGGCUUCUCAGAUUUCGAAAGCGGCUGGUACGACACAGUCGUGCGGGCAGUCGACCUCACCAAAGAUAUAUCGUCGCUGUCGGAGGGAAACGAUACCCGGAUAGGCAGCAAGGGGGUCAUUUUAAGCGGAGGUCAACGGCAACGGGUCGCCAUAGCCCGGGCCAUCUACGCCCGGACACCCCUGGUCGUGUUUGACGAUGUGUUAAGCGGGUUGGACGCGGUUACCAAGGAACACGUGUUUGAGCACGUCUUCGGCCCUCGGGGAUUGCUUCGAAAGGGGGGAUGCACGGUUGUACUCUCCACCCACGACGUCGACCUUCUACCGGAAGCCGACCAUGUCAUUGCCCUGGGGAAGGACGGACGGGUAGCUGACAGUGGAACCUUUGGCCAUCUGAGCCAAGCUUCCGAGUACAUCAAAUCGCUGGCUGUUCGUGAGAGACAGGCUGCUGACCUUCACGGGGCUCAAGAAGCCAGUGAUGUGUCUGCCGGUCUGCCCUUGGGAACCGAAGCGACUGGAGCAGAGGCUCCGGAGGACAUGACGCGGCGCCUAGGCGAUGCCUCCAUCUACAAAUACCUGUACAACCAUAUUGGACUCUGGCGAUUCUGGGCCGCGGCAAACGCCACGGGGCAGAGCCGCGACGGCUACUACAUGGGCGUGUAUGCAGCCUUUCAGAGCCUCGCGCUGGUGUUUCUUGCCCUCUUCGCUGGCCAUACUUUGACCUCGAUGGCCGUCAGGGUCGGCGCAUCACUGCACCAAGUUCUGCUCAGGACGGUCAUGGCAGCACCGGUGUCAUUCUUCAGCUCUGUUGACGUGGGCAUCACGACGAACCGCUUCUCGCAGGACGUCAUCCUCAUCGACGGAGAUCUCCCGAUGGCCCUCCUCGAAACCGUUUCGGCCGGUCUCGUUGCGCUGGCACAGUCCGUUCUCAUUGCCAUUGCGGCGCCGUACGUGGCUAUCGCCUACCCCUUUCUGGCCGUGAUGCUGUACGGCGUGCAGAGCUUCUAUCUGCGCACCUCUCGGCAGCUCAGGUUUCUUGACCUCGAGGCAAAGAGUCCGCUGUACACGCACUUUCUGGAGACUUUGCAAGGCCUCGCCACCAUUCGCUCGUUUGGAUGGUCGGGCGAGAGCAACGAGCUGAACCACGAGCUGGUGGACGCGUCGCAAAGGCCACUCUAUCUCCUCUACAUGGUGCAAAGAUGGCUGCAGUUGGUUCUGGAGCUUUUGAUUGCCGCCACCGCCGUCAUUCUAAUCGCGGUGGCCGUCAAGCUGCAGUCUACGUCGGCAGGGUUCAUCGGCGUGGCAUUGGUGAACCUCAUGUCCAUCAGCCAGGAACUCAAGAUGAUUGUCAUUCACUGGACAAACCUGGAGACGUCGCUCAGUGCGCUUGCGCGAACCAAGUCGUUUGAGGAAAAGACGCCAUCGGAGAACAAGGCAGGCGAGUCGAAUACACCACAGCCGCCGUGGCCUCAAACGGGCCAUUUGCGCCUGGAUUCCAUCUCGGCCCGCUACGACAUGUCUGAGAAGGGAGGCUUCGCGCUGCGUGACGUCUCCAUAGACAUCCCCGGAGGCCAAAAGGUUGCCAUUUGCGGGAGAAGUGGAAGCGGGAAGAGCUCUCUCGUCAUGGCUCUUGCACGGAUGAUAGACUUGACUUGCGGCUCCAUCACCGUCGACGGCGUGGACCUCAGCACAGUGCCUCGCUCCGUGGUUCGAUCUGCGCUCAACAUCAUCCCCCAGGAGCCCUACUUCUUCCACCGGACCUUGGCGCAGAACCUCGACUCGUCGGGCUCGGCCUCGGCCGCAGCCAUGCGCUCCGCUCUUGAGAAGGUGCAGCUGUGGGACGUGGUGGAAUCUGCCGGCGGCCUUGACAGCGAGCUAGACGUUGAGACUCUCAGCCAGGGCCAGAGGCAACUUCUGGCGCUGGCCCGUGCGGUACUGAGGCCGGGGAGGAUUGUUGUGCUGGAUGAGGCAACGAGCAACAGCAGUGUGGACAAGCAUGUGGCAGAAGUCAUGCAGCGAAUCAUCCGGGAGGAGUUCAAGGGCCGGACCGUCAUCGCAGUGGCGCACCAGCUGAGCACGAUUAUCGACUUGGACCACAUCAUGGUCAUGGACGCGGGCCAGCUCGUCGAGAGCGCGUCGCCCGCCGAGCUACUGUCUCGCGACUCCAUCUUCAAGCGGCUGUGUGACAUGCAGGGGGUUCGAAUCCAUUAA